Molecule: messenger RNA, 3381 nt
Organism: Prinia subflava (tawny-flanked prinia)
Lineage: Eukaryota; Metazoa; Chordata; Aves; Passeriformes; Cisticolidae
Product: early activation antigen CD69-like
Exons: 5
Coding region: 189-1082 (297 amino acids)
Source: RefSeq, a predicted model, not a curated record
CCCCGUGUCCCCCCGGCGCUGAGAUGGCGGAGGGAGCGGCUGCCCGCGCUCUCCUUGCCCGGCUCGCUGGGGACGAGGCGGUGCCGCAGCAGCGAUGGCUCAUCCCGGCUGCUCUCGCUGGGACACCGGGGCUGCUCCGUGCCCGGGACACUUCCCGGCCGUGCGGCACCGGGCGCUGACCUCUCCUCAUGUCCCUUUCAGUGUGCCACCAGCGCGGGUGUGAAGCUGUUCCCGAGGCCGAUCUCCGAAAGGCUUUUUCAGCACUCCUGAUGUCUCCGGAGCAAGGGGCUGUUCGUUCCCAGCAGAGAGAUGCCGGCUGUGAGCUGGAGGAGAGUGAAUUGUGCUCCCAUCAUGGAGUUGUGAAGGAGCCCCUGCAUCUCCAGGAGGGACCAGCAGCUGGGGUUCCACACUUGCCUGGGGUGCAAGAAGCCACUUGUCAUGAGCAGGGGGAUGCCACUUGUGAGUGUGCAACGAGUGGAGAUGUGGAGAAUGAAUUCUGCAACAGUGAUGGGAGUGUGAGGGAGCCCCUGCGUCCCCAGGGAACAUCAACACCCAGCAAUGCCCAUGGAAGGAGCCUCAGAAGAUUCCCAGGCAAGCGGUUCAGGUGCCGUGCCGUGCCCGUGUUGGUGCUGGCUGUGCUCGUGUUGCUGGUGCUGGCUUUGGCGGUGGCCUUGGCUGUGCAGUCAGCGCCACAGCUUCCAGUCACACCUGCGACUCCGCUCUUGGUUCUGGCCUGUCCCUCUGGCUGGGUUGGCUACAACGGGCUCUGCUACUACUUCUCCAGGGAUUCCAGCACCUGGGAGCAGGGUCAGGAACGGUGCUCCGAGCUUGGGGCCUCCCUGGCCAUUGUCAAGGAUGAGCACGUGGGUUUGCUCUUCCGCCUCCGCGGGAACGUCGAUUACUGGCUCGGGCUGCGCAGACGGGGCCAGCGCCUGCACUGGGGGGACGGCAGCAACUUCAGCUCCUGGGUUCAUGUCCUCGGCGAUUCCGAGUGUGUGUACCUGGCUGACAAUAAAUUUGUGAGUCAGAGCUGCUCCAAGGAGCGGCCAUAUCUGUGCAGCAAGGCCCAAGCUCCCCUGUGACAGGGGCUGCAGAAAGGACCUUCUCCACGCUAGGCUGUUGUCGGAGUCCAGGACAUCCCUCUGGCCAAUCUGGAGGGUUGGGAGAUCGGACAGCGGGGUCUGGGAUCUGUACAAGGGGGUCAACCAGCCUCACACAGAGCCCAGGAGGACACUGCCUCUGAUUCCUGUCCAUGGGAGUGAAUACCCACAUUAUAUGAAGAAUCACAAGCUGGGAGAAUUCAAAAUUAGUAUUUAUCAUAAAAUGUAAAUGUAGAAUCUAGGAUUUUUAGUAUAUGGGGUUGAAGAGACAAGAUGGAGGAAUUGGGGAGUGGCCCCUGUGCUCCUUGUUCUUGUUCUUUUCCCCCAUUUUCUGCUGAGUUCUAUUACAAAGAUUGGUUUAGAGUAGAAAUGACAUGUUAACAUAGGUAGUAGGUAUUGGUAAAAUUCUGUAAACAAUAAGUUCAUUUUGGACGGUGGUUGGGUCAGGGGUACUGUACAUAAGGUGCGGGGCUCUCUGAUCCGCCCCAGUCCUGCUGUGUGUCCUGCUCUGCUGGGGAUGCCUUGCAGAGCUGAGAAAGAACUGAGAUAAUGAAGAAUAAACAACCUUGGAACCAUGCACUGGUGGACUCAGCUUGUCGUCUCUGGCUCCGGCAUGAGACAUUUUGGGCAAGAGAACCUCGAAGGCCAUAUUACCUUGGGGAACAGCAACCCCGAGGAAAGUCUCAGGGAACAGCAACCCUGAGAGGGAGAGAGAGUCCUGAAAAACUUAUUGCCUCGGGGAACAGCAACCCCGAGGAGAAUCUCAGGGAAAAGCAAUCCUGAGAGGCAGUCCCAGCUUCACCUCUCAGCCCGGCACAGGCUGUCCUUGCUCAGCUGCAGCCUGUGCCUUGCCCUCACUCUCAGGGUCACCUCCGUGCCUGUUCCUCGCCACUGCCAAGGCCGGGCUGGGUGUCCAAAGGAAAAGUCUCUGCAAUCCCUCCUGGCCCCGGUGCUGCCUGCAGGGAGGGGAUUGCCCUCAUUACACAACAAGCUCCAAUGGGAAAUCCAAAUCCCCUGGCCUCUUGGAAAUCAUUAGGAACUGCCCUGAGGGUGAGACUUUUGGAUUGUCCUUGGCAGAGGAAGAACAGCUGACACGUGCUGAGAAGGAAUCCCUCUUUUGGCAUCAGGCACCUUACUGUGCAGAAUGCUCUGUCAGCUGCUGGCUCUGUCUCUCUUGGUUUUGGAUGAGGACUGUUGGAGCUGCUACCUGGGGAAAGGAAUUCGCUGCCACUGCCAUAACCCAGCCCAGAGCUGCUCCUUCUGCUGUGGGGCGAGCCUCUGCUUGUGAGAACAGCCAGUGCACUGGGACUUUAUUAUCACCUAUUUCACUAAAAGACGGAUCUAUCACCAUGUUAAAAAUCGCUCUGUAAUACUGGCUUUCACAUUUGUGUAUUAGUUUUUACAUGUUGUCAUCGACUGGAAAUGUAGUGGAAUUCAUAACCCAUUUUAGCUGCUUACUGAUGUAAUCUGAUUUCUCAUUUUAAAUGUGCAUCACAUAGGCCAUAGAAAUAGUAGUGUGGUUAAUAUAUUAUGUUCGGAUGUACACCUUAGGGCUCAUAGAAAUAAUAGUGUGAUAAAUGUAUAGUACUGUAGGCCUUAGCAAAAUAUAAGAUGUCAAAAUACUUCUGUGUAACUGAAAAAACUGCAUAAAGCAAUUAAGUUGUUUCCCACACCUGCUGACUGACCUCCCUGUGAUAAGAACCAUGCCACAAACCAGAAGCUUGGUGUUGAAUUGGGGAAGAACUUGUUACCUACUCGUUAUCAGGGAAGAGUGAAACAACAGAAUGAAGCCAUAAAAAAUAAAAUAUAUUGAUCUGAUCUCUAGGAUGUCAUGUAUAUAAGUCCGAGUAGAAAACCAAAACAAAACUUCCUACAUCAAAAGCUACCAAGAAGGCAGCAACACAGGCCCUGUGUGGCACCGAUUGUGCCGGUGGGUGAUGUUCCCUAGGAACCCAGGGGCUCCCUCACACUCCCAUCACGGGUACAGAAUUUAUUCUCCACAUCUCCACUCACUGCACGCUCACAAGUGGCAUCCUCCUGCUCACGACAAGUGGCUUCUUGCACCCCAGGCAAGUGUGGAACCCCAGCUGCUGGUGCCUCCUGGAGAUGCAGGAGCUCCUUCACAACUCCAUGAGGGGAGCACAAUUCACUCUCCUCCAGCUCACAGCCGGCAUCUCUCUGCUGGGAACAAACUGCCCCUUGCUCCGGAGACAUCAGGAGUGCUGGAAAAGCCUUUCGGAGAUCGGCCUCGGGAACAGCUUCACACCCGCGCUGGUGGCAC